Molecule: messenger RNA, 591 nt
Organism: Cooperia oncophora
Lineage: Eukaryota; Metazoa; Nematoda; Chromadorea; Rhabditida; Trichostrongylidae
Source: the annotation of a GenBank genome assembly
AUGAAGAUCGAAAAUAUCGACCUCGACGUAAGUCACUCCUCCCAUGAACUGGUAUCAGGGAUCAGCCUUUCUCUCUCAUGUGAUGAGGCUCAGCGGAAAACAUGGCAAAAUGAGACAGACUCCACUAUAUCUUGGUAUGUGAACAAUGAGGAGAUUAAAAAUCAGAGGUUUGAUUGGAGAGUCACUAUUUCUGCAGAAGGAAUAUUAAAUAUCUGGCCUCUCAUGGAAGAAGAUGCGGGCCAUUACGAGUGUGCAGUAGAUGGUGGUAUAAUGGGUUCUGCUCUCAUAAACGUGAUAUCGAAAUCGGACGCUGUGAUGAAUGGCCUAUACAACUACUUUUAUGUAGCACUGUUCUAUAUACCAGUUGCUGUGUACGCGAUAAUCCUUGUCAGUAGAGAUCUUACAAAACCGCCGAGAAAAUCAAAAAGAGAAGACAAAAUGGCAGCUUUUCUUGAAGAACACGUACUCAAAAACGGACAAGAUGUGAAGGAAAAUAUUGCGAAAAUCAUAUACGGGGAUCAAUUCGAAGAGAGGAAAGAGGAAAUCACGAAGACAAUGGCAGCUGGUGUCGCUCCGAAUGGUAUUUUUUGA